Carlito syrichta (Philippine tarsier) is the source of this 1315-nucleotide messenger RNA. It is a transcript of the gene ARV1, whose product is annotated as ARV1 homolog, fatty acid homeostasis modulator. NCBI's taxonomy places the organism in Eukaryota, Metazoa, Chordata, Mammalia, Primates, Tarsiidae. Gene Ontology annotation, biological process: regulation of plasma membrane sterol distribution; intracellular sterol transport; sterol metabolic process. The transcript has 6 exons. The coding region runs from base 22 to 867 and encodes 281 amino acids. The record is from RefSeq and is a predicted model, not a curated record. Gene Ontology annotation, cellular component: cortical endoplasmic reticulum; Golgi apparatus.
GACGUCUCCCGCCGCCCCGGGAUGGGAAACUGGCGUCGCAGCUGGCUGGAGAUGGGCAGCGGCCGGUGGAGCGGGCCGUGGCCGGGGAAGGGGCAUGCGGACCGGGUGGCGGUGACCCCCACUGCCGCCCCGGCUUCCUGCCAGUACAGGUGCAUCGAGUGCAACCGGGAGGCCAAGGAGUUGUACCGAGACUAUAACCACGGGGUGCUGAAGAUCACCAUCUGCAAAUCCUGCCAGAAACCUGUAGACAAAUAUAUUGAGUAUGAUCCUGUUAUCAUCUUGAUUAAUGCUAUUUUGUGCAAAGCCCAGGCUUACAGACAUAUUAUUUUCAAUACUGAGAUAAAUAUCCAUGGAAAACUCUGCAUAUUUUGUUUGCUUUGUGAAGCGUAUCUGAGGUGGUGGCAGCUUCAAGAUUCCAACCAGAACACUGACCCUGACGACUUGAUCAGAUAUGCUAAGGAGUGGGAUUUCUAUCGAAUGUUUGCCAUUGCUUCUUUGGAACAAGCUGCCUUUUUUGUUGGCAUUUUUACUUUUCUGGGGGUAGAACGGCCCAUGACGACGAAAAAAAGGCUCAACUUCAAUUUGCUGUUGAAAGCAUUAUUGUUAUCUAGCUAUGGAAAACUGCUGCUGAUUCCAGCUGUCAUCUGGGAACACGAUUACACCCCUCUGUGCCUCAAACUCAUUAAAAUAUUUGUCCUUACAUCGAAUUUUCAGGCAACUAGAGUGACCCUAAACAUCAACCGAAAGCUCUCCUUGUUGGCCAUCUUGAGCGGCUCGCUCCUAGAAAGCACCGCGGUCUACUUCUUCCAGAGGAUGGAGUGGGGCACUGGAAGUAACUGUGCCAUUCAUAAAUCCCAGGACUUCUGAAGAGUUUUAUUCUGCUCUACUAUCUGUGGCAUCAUUAGCUAUAUCUGAAAAACAAGACCUGAGAGAUAAGCCGAGCUCCUCAUUCUGAUGAGUAAAAUGAAACAAAGCUUUGGAAACCCUCCUUGAGCAAAGACAGCCAUGAUGGUAGCUGUGGACGCCUACCCCACUACCCACAAAACAGCCACUUCCACAGAUACAGACACACAAAGAAGCACUCACGCAGACAAGGAGUGUUUCCACGGGGACUGUGUGUGCAGUGGGUGAAGAUAUAUGUGUUAUAGACAGCUGCAGGUAAGGACGCAUAAUUCACAUGUAAUAAAAGAUCCAGGCUUCAUUCCUUUGACGUGUCUGUAUGUUUUGAAUUUAAAAUGUUGUUACUGGCUUACAUUUUUGUGUCCUCUUAAAACAGCGGAAACACUUUUUUCUUAAUAAAGUAUUUCAGAAUAAA